This is a messenger RNA of Scomber scombrus (Atlantic mackerel), 1090 nucleotides long. RefSeq names its product transmembrane protein 26-like. NCBI's taxonomy places the organism in Eukaryota, Metazoa, Chordata, Actinopteri, Scombriformes, Scombridae. The record is from RefSeq and is a predicted model, not a curated record. The transcript is spliced from 6 exons. Bases 74 to 1033 code for a protein of 319 amino acids.
UGGGAGCCUGACUUUCAGGAAUAACGGGACAGCUCUAUUGGUGCACAGUACUGACCUGCAAGCUGUCAACGAGAUGAACCUGAUCAAGUUUAUAGGCGCGAUCGUAACCAGAGGGUUAUUUAUCUUCGUCUCUCUGGUCGGAGUCUGGAGGGUGACAUGGGUGAAGAAAGACAAGACCUACUGGUUUUUGACUUUCCUCUUUUUGCCGCUUGUCGUUGAAAUGAUAAUUACACUGAAGAGACGAAAGGGAAAAGAUUACAAAUGGUUUUCUCCACCGAUCUUUAUGUUUCUCAUCAGUAUCAUUCCCUCCAUCUGGCUCCUUGAGCUCCACCACCAGGAAAACAGAGACGACACUAAGUGCAGAAAGCUUGACUCUUGGAAGAGCAUAAGUAACGUUUUCACUCAGAACGAGACCCUCGGAAACCUCACACGCCAGGACUUCCUAAAGAAAGUUAAUGACGGCUUAUCAGCAGUUUGCUCCAAUGACUGGAUCCUAGCUCUUCAUCAGAUCCUGCUCAUCCUCCUCAUCGUAGGGAAGUGGCUUCUCCCCCUGGGAGGCGGAGUCACAAGAGACGAGCUCUCUCAGCUUCUCCUGAUUUUUGUUGGCACAGCAGCAGACAUCCUUGAAUUUACCAGUGAGACACUGUCAGAUAUCAAAGAUGACGGUCCUUACAUGGUCUACAUCAUCUUAGGUGUAUGGACCUGGAGCAUGUUGCAGUUCCCCCUACAUCUAGCCGUGGUGAACAACAAGUCAGACAGUCAAGGUGAGCAGGGUGACCAGGACGUGUCCCUCUGCUCUAAAUACAGCACGGACAUAUGGAAUAUUGUGGAGGCCUUGUUUAUCCAUGAUGGGCCUUUCCUGGUGGUCAGGCUUACUGUCAUGACCUACUUCAGCGUUUUCCACCAGAUGCUUGGUUUCUUCGCCAUCAAGAACUUUCUGGUGGUCAUACUGCACUUGUACCGGUUGGCCAUCAUAUGCAUGGACUUCAGAGAAUCCAGGGGUAGCACCAGUGCCGGCAGUGCUGUCCCAUAAGAUGAGUAAGAAAUGUCAGCUCCAGGGAAUCAGGGAAAUGGAGAGUUGUAAUAGCCA